Molecule: messenger RNA, 1575 nt
Organism: Aspergillus affinis
Lineage: Eukaryota; Fungi; Ascomycota; Eurotiomycetes; Eurotiales; Aspergillaceae
Product: putative serine peptidase
Exons: 10
Coding region: 1-1575 (524 amino acids)
Biological process (GO): proteolysis
Molecular function (GO): serine-type exopeptidase activity; dipeptidyl-peptidase activity
Source: RefSeq, a predicted model, not a curated record
AUGCGGUUUCUCUCGGCUGUUCGUUUGGCGGCGUUGGUGACCUCCUGGGCCUCGAUUGCUCAAGCAGUUCGUCCCCCUAUCCCGGUCCCUGAACCCGUUCCUGGACCCGUCUCGCUCCAGUCGACCUCCUCCCUGGGAGUGUUUCAGCAGCAGCUGGAUCACCAUGAUCCUUCAAAGGGCACUUUUUCGCAGAGAUAUUGGUGGAGCACGGACUUUUGGGGUGGACCUGGAUCGCCGGUGAUUCUUUUUACCCCCGGUGAAGUCGCGGCCGAUGGAUACCAGGGAUAUCUCACCAAUAAAACCUUGACCGGACAUUACGCACAGGAAAUCCAGGCGGCUAUCGUUCUGGUCGAACAUCGUUACUGGGGUGGCUCUUCUCCCUAUAAGAACCUCACAGCGGAAACUCUGCAGUACUUAACACUGGAGCAAUCCAUUCUGGACUUUACCCAUUUUGCGAACACCGUGCGGUUGCCGUUUGACAAUUCAACUCGCAGCAAUGCGCAGAGAGCUCCUUGGGUCUUUGUCGGAGGAUCAUACAGUGGUGCUCUGGCAGCUUGGACCGAAGCAACUGCCCCCGGCACCUUCUGGGCUUACCAUGCGACCAGUGCCCCUGUGGAGGCUAUCUACGACUUUUGGCAAUACUUCGAGCCUGUCCGAGAGGGUAUGCCCCAGAACUGCAGCAAAGACGUCUCGUUGGUCGCCAACUACAUCGACGGCCUUGGACAAUACGGCGCCCCCAAAGAGAAACAAGCCGUAAAGGAAUUGUUUGGGCUUGGUGAUCUGGAACAUUACGAUGACUUUGCUGCGAUAUUCCCCAUCGGUCCGUGGACAUGGCAAAGCAACAGCUUCAUUACCGGGCAUUCUAACUUCUAUGAAUUUUGCGAUGAAAUUGAGAACGUCAAAGCCAACUCAUCAAUCGUCCCUGGACCAGAGGGCGUCGGCCUCCAAAAAGCCCUCGCAGGCUACGCCAAAUGGUUCAAUGAAAUUGCCCUUCCUGGCUACUGCUCCGACUACGGCUACUGGAAAGACGAACUAAGCAUCGCCUGCUUCGACACACACAACGCCUCCAGCCCGCUCUUCACAGAUACCUCCGUAUCGAACGCCGUGGAUCGCCAAUGGCAAUGGUUCCUCUGUAACGAGCCCUUUUUCUACUGGCAGGACGGCGCCCCCAAAGACAAAACCACCAUUGUUCCUCGCACCAUCAGCGCAGAAUACUGGCAACGACAGUGCCCACUCUUCUUCCCCACAGUGAACGGCUACACGUACGGCAGCGCGAAGGGAAAGAACACCGGCACCGUGAACGCCUACACGGGAGGUUGGUCGAGGACGAAUACGUCGAGAUUGAUUUGGACGAAUGGUCAAUACGAUCCCUGGCUUGACUCGGGCGUUUCAUCUCGCUUCCGUCCCGGUGGUCCGCUAGAGAGCACGGCUGCCGCGCCGGUGCAGGUUAUUCCGGGUGGUUUCCACUGCUCGGAUCUGUACAUGACGAGCUAUGCUGCGAAUGAUGGGGUCAAGAAGGUGGUUGAUAAUGAGGUGGCGCAUAUUAAAACUUGGAUCGAGGAGUACUAUAAGUAG